Colletotrichum chrysophilum is the source of this 750-nucleotide messenger RNA. RefSeq lists its product as uncharacterized. Gene Ontology annotation, molecular function: structural constituent of ribosome; rRNA binding. The record is from RefSeq and is a predicted model, not a curated record. The coding region runs from base 1 to 750 and encodes 249 amino acids. Gene Ontology annotation, biological process: translation. Gene Ontology annotation, cellular component: ribosome; mitochondrial large ribosomal subunit. Lineage: Eukaryota; Fungi; Ascomycota; Sordariomycetes; Glomerellales; Glomerellaceae. The transcript is spliced from 3 exons.
AUGCUUGCUCCUAGCAGAGGAACGGCGUUGAGGCAGGCCCUGGCCUCUUCGCCGUCCACGACGGUUCCGGCAUUCCUUGUGCCGGCUCUGCAGUCCAUGCCCCGACGCCAAUUCUCCGCAACAGCGAUCCGACCCUCGAAACUUGGCCGGACGCCUCUGUCAAUCCCUCCUGGCGUGGAGUUACUGGUUGGCGAACCUCUAUUGAAAAAGGACCCGACGAGCUACUUGAAGGUGUACAAGAGGACGGUUUCUGUCACAGGACCUCUGGGCAAACUGGAACUCGAGAUCGAGCCUUUUGUGAGAAUUGAGCAGGAUGCCGAGUCUAGCAGAGCGAUCCUCUCUGUCGAGGACUCCAACAUCAAGGAGCAACGCGAGAUGUGGGGCACGACAUGGGCGUAUCUUCAGCGCUACAUCAUGGGUGUCUCCGAAGGCCACACGGCACUCCUACGUUUAGUCGGUAUCGGUUACCGUGCGUCUGUCGAGAAGCGCAGCGGCAAGGAGGAAUACAAGGACCAGGACUUUCUGUGCUUGAAGCUCGGCUUCACGCACCCUGUCGAGAUGGGUAUUCCAAAGGGCGUCAAAGUCACCCUCGCCUCGCCGACACGCAUCUUGCUGGAGGGCAUCGACCGAGAAGAAAUCAUGAGCUUUGCUGGAAGGGUUAGAAAGUGGAGGCCGCCCGAGCCGUACAAGGGCAAGGGUGUAUUCAUCAACGACCAGACGAUCAAGUUGAAGCAGAAGAAGAUCAAAUAA